Molecule: messenger RNA, 2051 nt
Organism: Colletotrichum phormii
Lineage: Eukaryota; Fungi; Ascomycota; Sordariomycetes; Glomerellales; Glomerellaceae
Exons: 9
Coding region: 54-1964 (636 amino acids)
Molecular function (GO): flavin adenine dinucleotide binding; oxidoreductase activity, acting on CH-OH group of donors
Source: RefSeq, a predicted model, not a curated record
UCGUUUAUUUCGACGAAGAGGCUGGGAAAUUCGGAAGAGAACGAUGCUUCAAAAUGCAAGAAUCGAAAGAUGAAGUGAAGACUCCGGCCGAGAGUGAAGCCCAAUGUCGUGGAGAAGAAAAUCUCUAUAAGAGGUCACCAUGUCAAAGCCUAGACGUACCAUUUGAGUCUUUCAAGCUCUUAUCCUGUGCCUUCAAGACUGCCCAGAACAAUACAGGAUUUUCCCUUGGUCUUGAAUAUGAUUUCAUCAUUGUUGGAGGUGGAACAACUGGUCUCAUCCUAGCGGACCGUUUGAGCGAGUCUGGCGAUCAACGAGUGCUGGUCUUAGAAGCUGGGCCUGAUCCUAGUGUUGUAGCUAUGCACGAGGCACCUGGUGCUAUCGAAUACAUCGCGGGUACUGCGAUUGAUUGGAACUUUUACACUGAACCACAAGAGUAUCUCGGCGGGCGAAAGCUUGCCUACCACCGUGGCCGUGGUCUUGGUGGCAGCAGUAUCCUCAACGGCUUGUACUAUGGACGCGGUUCAGCCAAUGUCUAUGACCACUGGGUUGAACUUGGAAACCCUGGCUGGAGCUGGGAAGAGGUGUAUCCAGAGUUCAUCAAGGCUACCCAUUUCAACCCGCCAAACAAUGGAACUGGAUACAACCAACGUUACCAGACCUGGGACCCGGCGGCAUACUCCGAUGGCCCGCUAGAAAUUGGUUUCCAGGGUUUUGUUCCUCCUUCCAGUAUUGCUUUCAUUGAGGCUUGCGAAGCCGUGAACAUUCCCAUCGUCCAGGACUUGAACAAUGGCAAGAACGUGGGCGUCAAGCAAGGCUCUGCUACCAUUAACUCCAAGUACCGACGUAGCUCUGCUUAUGACUACUACAAGGCCAUCACCAACCGUCCAAACUUACUGAUUCUUCAUAAUUCGCCAGUACAGUCCAUUACUUUCAUAAGGAAUGCCACCGGCAUUCCGGUAGCAAGUGGCGUGGUCUUUAUUGACCACUCUCUUGGACGUCACCACGUCAUCUCAGCCUCUAAAGAAGUUAUUGUGACUUUAGGCACCUUUCAAUCUCCACAAAUUCUGAUGGUUUCGGGAAUUGGACCGAAAGCCACGCUUGAGGCCUUUGAUAUCGACCCAGUGGUAGUCAACGAAAACGUUGGCCAGCACAUGAUGGAUCACAACGUUUACAGCAUCUCAGCCACCGUAGUUCCCGAAGCCUCGACCCACUACCUCAUGUUUAACACCACCAAUGUUCAAGCCUCGCAAGAUGAGUACUACUCGAGUGGUAAAGGUGUCUACACGGCCCCUGGAGGCAUCACGAACGGUUUUCAGGAGUUGUCCGGCGAGCAGCUUGAAUCAAUUGGCGCCGGUGCGGUUGUUGAGGCCGGUCUCACCAACCGCUCAACCGUGGAGUUCCUCUUUGAGUCUUUCUUCUACCCCAACAGCCCAGGCCCGACAUACGAACCUUCGGCAGAUGGGUCGUACAUGUCCAUUACAGUGUCGAGCAUGGUGGCUUUAUCCAAGGGUAACAUCACCAUUCAGUCAAGCGGCAUGUCAGAUGCUCCGAUUAUCAACCCCAACUACUACUCACAUCCCGCUGAUCGCGCCAUAGUGGUGAACGCCUUCCGCGACGCGAGGGAGAUUCUUGCCCACCCGGCCUUCGCCAACACGACCAUCGGGCCGGACCACGGCGAAGUGGCGCCGGGGGUUUCAAAUGUCGCCUCUGAUGACGACGAGGCCAUCUUUCAGUACAUUCAAGCCACUACGGUCCCCAAUUGGCACGCUAGUGGCACGAACCGCAUGCUGCCCUUGGAGGACGGCGGCGUUGUCGACUCGCGUCUGCGCGUCUAUGGCGUUGAAGGUUUGCGGGUUGUUGACAGCAGCAUCAUGCCCACUGUUCCGGACGUCAACAUCGCGGGGCCGGUUUACAUGCUAGGCGAGAAUGGGGCAAGACUGAUUCGGGAGGAUUGGGGCUUCUGAUCCACAUUCCCAAUCACUUCACUUCACUCCGUGUAUGCGGAUACAUGUUAUGUAGAUUCCAUGGUAUCACGGUAACCUAGUAGGCCU